AGCUCUCGGCGUCUCCCGAUCUUCCGUCUCUCCCGAACAAGAGGAACGGGCUCAAGGUAUAUGAUACCAAGAUGAGAAAACCUUCCAAGGGAUGCAAGGAGAGGGACGCGAAUUACCACCGGAAUGAUCACACAGAUGACCAUGGCGGCAAGCACUUCUUCAAGGUUUUGGUUGGUGAUUUCCACAAAAGAUUGGUCAUACCGGGUAAAUUUGCUAAACAUUUCGCAGACAAGGUAGAAGGAAGUAUUACGCUUGAAUCACUUGGUGGGUAUACUUUUGAUGUCCAAGUUGCAAAGGAUCUGGGCAGAGUAGUGCUUCAAUCCGCCGGGUGGAAGUCGUUUGUUAGUGCCCAUUACUUGAAAAAGAUGGACUUCUUGGUAUUCAAGUACGACGGGAUGUCUCGGAUGAAGGUUCUAAUAUUCGAUCCUAGUGGUUGCGAGAAAGUACCACCAAGUUUUGUCGCAGAAAAUGCUAGUAGUGGUGGAGUUAAGAGAGAAGCACCCAUUGGCCUUUCAGGCAGCUAUGCUCGUCUUCCCAUGAAAGCACCAGAAACUAAAAGGAAAUCAUGGAAGCAAAUGGACAGGAGUAGGAUCAUUAUGAAUGCAUCAAGCUCCCUGUCCAACUCAUCAGGAGGCAUGGCAUCUUCAGAAGAUGAUGAAGCACAUCCUGUUCCGAGUUACAUGCUCCCACAAGGCACCAGGCUUGAUAGAUUACAAAAGAAGAUUCUGAAAGAGCGACUCCGAGACAUUUGUUCUGAAAUCCCCAUCUAUGUGUGUGUCUUGAAGAAGACAAACAUUUCUGGACACUCUCAAGCCCUGGAAUUCUCCAUCAACUAUUCUGAUUUAUAUCUUCCAUUCAAGAGCAGAGAGUUGAUUCUUCGGUGCCAUGGCAAUAGCUGGGAAGUGCUGUUACGCGUUAAGCUUCCGGGAGCUCCACGCAAAUGCAAAAGGCUUUGCAAAGGGUGGGCACGGUUUGCAGGCGACAACAGUUUGCAGCUGGGAGAUAUCUGCCUCUUUGAGCCACUUGAUACCAAGAAUGGCACGAUGAAUGUGCAUAUCAUUCGCAGAGACUGAGAUUUGGGGAAUGCUUUCUGCUGCUGUUUCGACUAAUGCUGCAGUGGCAGUAGUGCUUUUGGUCUUGAUAAGAGUGGCUUAUGGUCAUGUCAGCCAUUGAUGCCAACUUUUGUAGUGGUGGUAUUAACGCUUAUAUGCUUGGCCUUGACAAGGUUCCAGCUUAGUCUGUUGAGUGGUGAUUGGUGAACAAUAUAAUCUAUGGUCUAUCCA
Messenger RNA from Zea mays, 1283 nucleotides. Its product is annotated as putative B3 domain-containing protein Os03g0621600. Gene Ontology annotation, molecular function: DNA binding. The coding region runs from base 72 to 1073 and encodes 333 amino acids. The record is from RefSeq and is a predicted model, not a curated record. Lineage: Eukaryota; Viridiplantae; Streptophyta; Magnoliopsida; Poales; Poaceae. The transcript has 5 exons.